Molecule: messenger RNA, 740 nt
Organism: Cucurbita pepo subsp. pepo (vegetable marrow)
Lineage: Eukaryota; Viridiplantae; Streptophyta; Magnoliopsida; Cucurbitales; Cucurbitaceae
Biological process (GO): ribosome biogenesis
Cellular component (GO): nucleolus; ribonucleoprotein complex
Molecular function (GO): RNA binding
Source: RefSeq, a predicted model, not a curated record
UUUAGACGUCGAUUGUAACAGAAAACCCUAGUGUCUCUGUUGCUCUUCUAAAACCCUAAUUCCAGAGUCUCUUCUCCACCUCCAGAAUUCUGCGUCUCUGCUUGCUCAAUCUUCGAACGAAGAAUGACUGCAGAGAAAGUGAACCCCAAAGCAUACCCAUUGGCCGACGCGCAACUUACAAUCACCAUUCUUGAUCUUGUUCAACAAGCUGCUAACUACAAGCAAAUCAAGAAGGGCGCCAAUGAAGCAACCAAGACGCUGAACAGGGGUAUAUCUGAGUUCGUUGUCAUGGCCGCUGAUACCGAGCCCCUUGAAAUCCUCCUCCAUCUUCCUCUGUUAGCCGAGGAUAAGAAUGUGCCCUAUGUGUUUGUCCCGUCUAAGCAAGCACUUGGCCGAGCUUGUGGAGUUACAAGACCUGUUAUCGCCUGUUCUGUGACAACAAAUGAAGGAAGCCAAUUGAAGUCGCAAAUACAGCAACUCAAGGACGCCAUUGAGAAGCUCCUGAUUUGAAGAUCUGCAAUUGGCAAUUGAGAAGCUUCUUGGUUCAUGGUGGUCGAUCCCCCUUAGUGGAGGAAUAUGUAACAACCACUACAAUUUUCUUUCUCAAGAGAUCCGAUUAUUGUUUAGAAAGAGUGAUGAUCCUUCAUUAUGUUUGCUAUAUCAUGAUUUUGGUUAGAUAUUUGACAUUAAAUGUUUGACAAAGAUGAAUAUAAUCGGAUUUCUAGAACUAUUUUGAAUCA